UCCCCGCGGGCCGAGGCACCGCCGCCCCGCCGCCGUCGCCAUGAAGUGCCACUACGAGGUGCUGGGCGUGAGGCGCGACGCCGCCGAGGAGGAGCUGAAGCGGGCCUACCGCCGGCUGGCGCUGCGCUGGCACCCGGAUAAAAACCUCGAGAACGCGGAGGAGGCGGCGGAGCAGUUCAAGUUGAUCCAGGCGGCGUACGACGUGCUCAGCGACCCCCAGGAAAGGGCCUGGUAUGAUAAUCACAGGGAGGCUCUGCUGAAAGGAGGAGUUGAUGGAGAGUACCAAGAUGAUAGUUUGGAUCUGCUGCGCUACUUCACUGUUAGCUGUUACUCUGGAUAUGGAGAUGAUGAAAAGGGGUUCUUUACAGUCUAUCGACAAGUUUUUGAAAAGAUUGCGAAAGAAGAGAUGGAAUACAUAACCCAGGAAGAUCCUGAAGAAUUCCCUAUGUUUGGAUAUUCCCAAAGUGACUAUGAUACGGUAGUCCACCCUUUCUAUGCAUAUUGGCAGAGUUUCUGUACUCAGAAAAACUUUGCUUGGAAAGAAGAAUAUGACACACGAAAAGCCUCAAAUCGCUGGGAGAAACGAGCUAUGGAGAAAGAGAACAAGAAAACGAGAGAGAAAGCAAGGAAAGAGAGGAAUGAACUGAUCCGUCAGCUAGUGGCCUUUAUUCGUAAAAGGGAUAAAAGAGUACAGGCUCACAGAAAACUUGUAGAAGAACAAAAUGCAGAAAAAGCUAGGAAAGCAGAGAAACUUCGGAGGCAACAGAAGCUCAAACAAGCCAAGCUUGCUGAACAGUAUAAAGAGCAGAGCUGGAUAACUAUGUCAGAUCUGGAGAGAGAGUUGCAAGAGAUGGAGGCACAGUAUGAAAAGGAAUUUGGAGAUGGAUCAGAUGGUGAAGAGGAAUUAGAAGAACAGGAGACAAAAGGCACUGAAGACAAACUGAAUGAUGAAACUGGAGAAGCUGAAUUUGUUGAUGGUCUGUACUGCCCUGCUUGUGACAAAUUUUUAAAAAGUGAGAAAACCAUGAAGAAUCACGAAAAAUCAAAGAAGCAUCGAGAGAUGGUAGCACUGUUGCGACAGCAACUGGAAGAGGAAGAAGGAAAAUUUCCUGUGUCUUUGGAUGAUGCAAAUGAAGUAAAUACCAAAGAGGAAGAAGAAACAGAAGACAUGCCCAAGCUGAAACUCUCAAAGAAGCAGAAGAAGAAACAGAAAACAAUGAAGAGUUAUGAGGACCCUCUUGAUCAAAAUGCUGAUGAAGCAACAGUUGAACAAAAGGAGGUGCUCAGCAUGGACAAGGACAGUGGCUUGGCAGAGGAGUUGGUAAAAGAUGGCCAGGGAUGUGCUGUGUCAGCGGACCCAAGCACUACUGAUGAUGGCAACCAAGAGAACGAAACAAAAAGUGAAGUAAAAAGCACUAAGCCUAAAGGGAAGAAAGUCAAGGAAGGAAAAAAGUGUGCUAAGGCAUCUUCAGGGAACCCAGCAACGAAUGAAGUUUCCAUCAUCUGUGUAACCUGCAACUGUACAUUUCCAUCCCGAAAUAAAUUGUUUGAACACCUAAAAGCCACAAACCAUGCAAAAGCAACAUCCACAUCAGUUGCAAACGAAGCUGUAAACACCAGAAGCAAAAAAGAGAAACGCAAAAACAGAUAGGACUUUGCUACACUGACAGUCUUCAGCAUCAUAAAUUAAAACUCUCUGAAAACUGAAACAUGCACAUUGCCUAUGUCUGGAGUUUAACAAAACAAGCAGGUACCAAUUUGGGAAAAAAAUGAAGAUGCAACAAAAGGAAUACCAUCUUGUGAAGGAACCUGUGUUUUCUUUUGGGUUUUUCAGCCUUUCUUUAAUCACAGAGUGGUUUGGUGGCACGGUCGAGGCAGGGGCUCCUUCCAGUUAAGGCCACUUAACCUCGCAGUAUCUUUCACUCUGAGAAUGGGGAUAAUAACUCAAAGCUACUCACCUUGUAUUCCUGUAGAAACCUGCAUGGAUAAAGUACCCACAGAUGGGAAAUAAUAAAUUAUUUUGACACUUG
Molecule: messenger RNA, 2030 nt
Organism: Myiozetetes cayanensis
Lineage: Eukaryota; Metazoa; Chordata; Aves; Passeriformes; Tyrannidae
Gene: DNAJC21
Product: DnaJ heat shock protein family (Hsp40) member C21
Exons: 12
Coding region: 41-1651 (536 amino acids)
Cellular component (GO): cytoplasm
Molecular function (GO): zinc ion binding; nucleic acid binding
Source: RefSeq, a predicted model, not a curated record